AUGGCUGCUUCAGAUUAUGCCUCCGAGUCCAGGGGUGCGGUCGCCAUCGCUGUCAUGGCGACCCUGUCGUCGAUCUCUCUGAUCGUGGUAUCCCUGCGAGUUUACGCCAGGGCCAUCAUGCUGAGAAACUUUGGCGUCGAUGACGCAUGCGCGAUCCUUGCUUGCUUAUUGACGAUCGCUGACGCUUGCAUUAUUGCAACAAACGUUAGAAAUGGCCUUGGCUCUCAUAUAUCUACACUUUCUGGCGAACAGAUCAGCAAUUUCCUAAGGAUGUUCUACUUCUCAACCGUCGUCUACAACGUUGCCCUAGCAGUCAUCAAGACUGUCUUUCUCCUCCAGUACUACCGAGCGAUACCUGUACGCCAGUAUAAGAAGACAUACAUCGCAUCCGUCGUCCUCGUCACCUGCUGGAGUCUUUCCCAGAUCUUUCUCAAUACUUUUAUGUGCUGGCCCAUCGCAUCUUUUUGGGAUGUCACGAUCAAGGGCACCUGUAUUCUCAACAAAUCUUCGUUCUAUGUCGGCGCGGCGGGUAAUAUCUUGACUGAUAUCCUGAUCAUGGUCCUCCCGAUUCCUGUUCUUCGCAGUCUGAAGCUCGGUCGGCGCCAAAAGUGGAUUCUUAUGUCCGUCUUUUGCCUCGGAAUAUUCACGUGUCUUAUCUCACUCGUUCGUAUCAAGUUCCUUAAUAUUGGCACGGAUAUCACAUGGCAUAAUGUCGAAUCAGCAUCUUGGUCAGUCAGCGAGUUGUGCUGCGGUAUCAUCUGCGCUUGCGUUCCAACUCUCCGGCCUCUGUUAUCAGGCCAUGACCGCGGCUCUAGCCAUAACCAGUCAUCGUAUUCACGACAUGAAAACUCGAGGACCGGUGCCACGGCUCGCCAAACAGGUACCUCUCGGAGCCAUGAAAUGCAUGAUCUGCCCAGGACGCUCCAUUCAUCUGAGAUGCGUACCGAUGUCGACCAAAAGCGAAGUCGACCGCAUCCAGGACAUGGCUCAGAAACGCACCGCGUAGUGAUACAAGGAAAUGACGAACAAAGACAUAGUUUGUCCAGCGACUCCGAGGAUCCCUUUUCCAUGCACCAGCCAAAAAGCCAUGGCAUUAUGAUUAGUUGCAAGCUGGAAACUCUCAACCUUCUGGGAGAUAGUAUCGACUACGAAGCCCUUUCCUACGCUUGGGGAAGCUCUGGAGAUCAGGCAACGAUAGCAGUGAAUAACACCACGCUACAAGUCACCCAAAAUCUGAAAGACGCCCUGACGUAUCUAAGACAUGACUCAAAGCCACGUCCCCUCUGGAUCGACGCGAUCUGCAUCAAUCAAUCCGAUGUCGAUGAGCGCAGUUCGCAAGUUCGUCUGAUGGGCCGGAUCUAUUCCUCUGCCUCGUGUGUAAUUUCAUGGCUUGGGCUCGAGGAUGAUCCCAUCGACUACGUUGAACAAAUGAAGAAGGCCAGGGCAUUGAUCGAAUUGGUCAGGUCAUGCUCGACAGACGAACUGUUCGCACUCCUGUUGGACAGCCCAAGCAAAGAGGACCUUGAAGAAGUAUUUGAAGAUGGUCUCUAUUCUCUUCAACUUAUCAUCGGCGAUUGA
This is a messenger RNA of Fusarium tjaetaba, 1578 nucleotides long. RefSeq lists its product as uncharacterized. Bases 1 to 1578 code for a protein of 525 amino acids. Lineage: Eukaryota; Fungi; Ascomycota; Sordariomycetes; Hypocreales; Nectriaceae. The record is from RefSeq and is a predicted model, not a curated record. The transcript is spliced from 7 exons.